Molecule: messenger RNA, 1116 nt
Organism: Tachyglossus aculeatus (Australian echidna)
Lineage: Eukaryota; Metazoa; Chordata; Mammalia; Monotremata; Tachyglossidae
Product: tryptase-like
Exons: 10
Coding region: 1-1116 (371 amino acids)
Biological process (GO): proteolysis
Molecular function (GO): serine-type endopeptidase activity
Source: RefSeq, a predicted model, not a curated record
AUGCCGGAACCAGGUUUCCUGGCCUCCAUGGCCUCCAGCCUUGCCUUGCCAUUUAAGAAUCCAGCAUCCUGCUCCCCAGUUCCCAGCCCCUGGACCUUUGCCUCCUCAUUCCCCAAUCUGGUCCUUGGCCCCUGGAUCCCACCAGGCCACUCCGCUUCUCUUGAUGGUUCAGAUCCCAGCAGCCGUGCUAUAGGCCAGGCUUAUCAGGACUCUCUCCAGGCCUCCAUGUACCCUGGCGGAGAGAUGGCAGGAGCCACAGACACCAGAGAAACACGUUGCCUCCUUGUCUUGCUCCUUGUCUGGCCCCAGACGAUGCUGCCACUGCUGAUCCUAUCACUUCUCCUCCCGGGGAGUUCCAUCUCCAGGGACCAGGGAAAUGACUCAUCCAGGGACUUGGUGGGCAUCGUGGGUGGUCAAGUGGCCAAGCCUGCCCAGUGGCCCUGGCAGGUGAGCCUGAGGCUUUCUGGGAGUCACCAAUGUGGCGGAUCUCUUAUCGACCCAAGCUGGGUGCUGACUGCUGCACACUGCUUCGAUAACUCCCGGGUUGUCAUGAACUAUCACAUCCAGCCAGGGGAGCUGAGACUCUACACAGAAGACCCUUCUACGCUGAUUCCAGUGAAACGCAUCAUCAUCCAUGAAAACUACUUGGGGAACGUCAUGUUAGGGGGUGACAUUGCGCUGGUGGAACUUGGCCACCCAGUGAAACUCUCCGACAAGAUCAGAACCAUCCAACUCCCCUCCUCCAGGCUGCAGCUCCGGGCGGGGACUCCCUGCUGGGUGACUGGCUGGGGGGACAUUGGAGAAUCGGUGCCACUGCCUGCCCCAUUUCCACUGAAGGGAGUGAAGAUUCCCAUAUAUAACACUAAAAAAUGCAAGUGGAACUACCACCAGAUAAACAAAUUUAUCCUGGAUGACAUGAUCUGUGCUGGCUAUGAUGAAGGAAUGAAGGAUUCUUGUCAGAGUGACUCCGGGGGGCCACUGGUCUACAAAAGUAAUGGUGCCUGGAUACUGAUCGGGGUGGUGAGCUGGGGAGAAGGCUGUGCUCGACCACAUUUCCCAGGAAUUUAUGUUAAUGUGUCUCACUACGUAGACUGGAUCCGUCGGAAAAUGUGUUGA